UUGAGCCAGAUUUGGCUUGCUGGGAAUCGAAGGCUAGGUAUUAACUUCUGUAACAAGUUCCUUAAGGUAGCCAGUGAAAAGCUGAGAAGUUGCUUGCCGUUUGCUGUAGUUGGAAGCAAUCUUUUGAAAGAGGAAGGCGGGAAGAAGAUUAGAUAUAGAGAGUAUCCAUGGGGAGUUGUUGAAGUGGAAAACAUGGCGCAUAAUGAUUUUAUCCCACUCCGUGAUAUGGUUGUUCGAACUAAUUUGAUUGAUAUGAUCGAUGUGACCAGAUCUGUACAUUAUGAAAAUUUCCGACUUCGUCAGAUGGAUAAGCUUCCUAAGCAUGCUUUGGAUAAGGAUCCCUUCACUCAAAUGGAAGAAGACCGCAGGAAGAAAGAGAACGAGUUGGCCGAGAAGAAAAAGAGUUUUGAAAAGCUUGACAUCCGUGAGCGCGACCUCAAGCAGGAAAUUGACUUGCGAAAAGCUGAGUUGGAAAGACUGAAGCAAGAGAUUGAAGAUCUUCGUCGAGGCAGCAUUGGCGACUCGAAGACAUCACUUUCCAUGACAAAUGAAAAUUCAGGCAAAAGUUCGCCCACUGACAAGAUAAAGAAAAAAAGCGGAACACUGGGACUUUUUAACAGAAAUUAA
Molecule: messenger RNA, 627 nt
Organism: Strongylus vulgaris
Lineage: Eukaryota; Metazoa; Nematoda; Chromadorea; Rhabditida; Strongylidae
Source: the annotation of a GenBank genome assembly